Molecule: messenger RNA, 1341 nt
Organism: Cavenderia fasciculata
Lineage: Eukaryota; Evosea; Eumycetozoa; Acytosteliales; Cavenderiaceae
Gene: odhB
Product: dihydrolipoamide S-succinyltransferase
Exons: 4
Coding region: 1-1341 (446 amino acids)
Biological process (GO): tricarboxylic acid cycle
Cellular component (GO): oxoglutarate dehydrogenase complex
Molecular function (GO): dihydrolipoyllysine-residue succinyltransferase activity
Source: RefSeq, a predicted model, not a curated record
AUGAGAUCAUCACAACUCGUUAAGCAAGUUCAAGGACUUUCAAAUGCUUUCAGAGGAUACUCCUCAACUGUUAGAUCAGUUAGCAGUGUUGCUUUCAACACCAACAACAGUGUCUCUGUCAACACUUACAACUCUACCUUUAACUACUCUACCUCACAAUCAUUCAUUACUGCUUCCCCACUCAACACUCAAUCAUCUCUCAAUAUGAUCCAAAAGCGUUACUAUAGCACCUCUGAAGGUGAUGUCAUCAAGGUUCCAACUAUGGGUGAUUCAAUCAGUGAAGGAACUAUCGUUUCAUGGAACAAGAAGGUUGGAGAUUCUGUAAAGGUUGAUGAUGUUGUUUGUUCAAUUGAAACUGACAAGGUUACUAUUGAUAUCAAUGCUCAAGACUCUGGUGUCAUUACUGAAUUAUUUGCCAAGGAAAGUGACAAUGUAUUUGUUGGUAAGCCACUCUACAAGAUCAAAAAGGGAGCUGUUGCCGACACUCCAAAGGCUGCCGAAGCUCCAAAGGCUGCUGAAGCCCCAAAGGCUGCUGCUCCAAAGGCUGAAGCCCCAAAGGCCGCUGAAGCUCCAAAGGCUGCUCCAAAGGCCGCUGAAGCACCAAAGACUGCUGCUGCUCCAGCCCCAGGUCCAGGUGAAAAGGUCGGUGAACGUCGUGUAAAGAUGACUCGUAUCCGUCAAAGAACCGCCCAAAGAUUAAAGGAUUCACAAAACACAGCUGCCAUGCUCACCACCUUUAACGAGGUUGAUAUGUCUGCUUUGAUGGAAUUACGUAACAAGUACAAGGACGACUUUGCCGAGAAGCACGGUGUCAAGCUCGGUUUUAUGAGUGCCUUUGUCAAGGCCUCCACCAUUGCCUUGCAAGACCAACCAAUUGUCAAUGCCUCAAUCGAUGAUGCCGAUAUUGUCUACCAUGACAACAUCAAUGUAUCUGUUGCCGUUGCUGCCCCACGUGGUCUCUUGGUACCAGUCAUUCGUAACACCCAAAACAUGGGUUUUGCCGACAUUGAAAAGGAGCUCGGUCGUCUCUCGGGUCUUGCCCGUACCGACUCUCUCGCCAUCGAAGACAGCAUGGGUGGCACCUUUACCAUCUCCAACGGUGGUGUCUAUGGCAGUAUGUUUGGUACUCCAAUCAUCAACCCACCACAAUCGGCCAUCCUCGGUAUGCAUGCCGUCAAGGAUCGUGCCGUCGUCGUCAAUGGUCAAGUUGUCGUCCGUCCAAUAAUGUACUUGGCACUCACCUAUGAUCACAGAAUUAUUGAUGGCCGUGAAGCUGUCACCUUCCUCAAGAAGAUCAAGGAUGUCAUUGAAGAUCCACGUCGUUUACUCUUAAACUUGUAA